Messenger RNA from Aplosporella prunicola CBS 121167, 1014 nucleotides. RefSeq lists its product as uncharacterized. NCBI's taxonomy places the organism in Eukaryota, Fungi, Ascomycota, Dothideomycetes, Botryosphaeriales, Aplosporellaceae. The coding region runs from base 18 to 782 and encodes 254 amino acids. The record is from RefSeq and is a predicted model, not a curated record. The transcript has a single exon.
CAUAGCUUCUGGACACCAUGUACCUUCCCAGCAUCCACGCAGAAGAGCACAUCCCUUCGCUGCGCGAAUUCAUUCGCGCCAACCCGCUAGGAAUCUUGACCACGGCCAUUGAUUCUCAAACCUACCCGACCAUCCAGUCCAGCCACAUUCCUUUCAUUCUAGACAUCAAGGAUGAAAACGACGAAGCGGAGCUGGGCACGCUGCGUGGGCACAUGGCUCGCGCGAACCCGCAAACCAAGGCCAUGAUCGAGAACGUCACGGAAGGCCCGUCCAAGGAAACCCUUCCGCGCCUCGAGAAAGAAGUCAUGGUCCUAUUCAACGGCCCCGUGCAACACUACGUCACGCCCAAGUUCUACAAGGAGACCAAGCCCGCAACCGGCAAGACGGUGCCCACGUGGGACUACUCCGCCGUACAAGUUUAUGGCAAAGCCACCAUCUUCUUCGACUCGAAGGACCCGGCCACGGAUGUGUUUCUCUCGAAGCAGCUCUCUGACCUCAGUCUUUUCGGGGAGACGCAGAUCAUGGGAUACGACAAGCCGUGGCAGACGAGCGACGCGCCAACGGCUUAUAUUGACCUGAGGAAGAAGGCCAUCAUCGGCAUCCAGAUCGACGUGGAGAGGAUGGGCGGCAAGUGGAAGAUGAAUCAGGAGUCAGGAGAGGGUGAUCGGGAAGGCGUCAUCGAAGGAUUUCAGGCACUCGGAACGGAGGUCGGGGAUGCGAUGGCGAAAUGCGUCAAGGAGAGGGCGGAGAUUGCGGCGGCCAAGAAGCGCGCAGCCUCGUGAUUGUUACAGGCAUCGAUGCGGUUGGGAGUGCCGACUUAGAUUGCGGGUGUUAGCAUUCGACAAUUCCUCAUUCGUUGAGAGGAAUAUUGAUUUUUGUGCUUCUAGAACCAUGCUUUCUCCGCGGAGAUGUCUUCUUCGAAGCGCAUCCCGGACCACAUUACCAAGCUCUUUUGGCUUUUUCGAUACUGAUACCUAUGAAUAACGUCCGUCACCAUCAAGCGAGGUUCACCGC